Eleginops maclovinus (Patagonian blennie) is the source of this 3524-nucleotide messenger RNA. RefSeq lists its product as uncharacterized. The transcript has 8 exons. The record is from RefSeq and is a predicted model, not a curated record. Bases 543 to 866 code for a protein of 107 amino acids. Lineage: Eukaryota; Metazoa; Chordata; Actinopteri; Perciformes; Eleginopidae.
UGGUAGCUAAACAAUCAAAACGUGUUGACGUUACCAUUUGGACUAAUUGCAACUGCCAGGUGGUCUGCAUUAUCAUUAAAGAGCAUAACUUACUGGGGCGUUUUUUUCUUUUCAUUAAUUUAAAUGAUUAAGUAUCUUUUUUACGUUUUACUCUACUUCAAAUAAAAACGCAAUCAGCCAUCAUUACAAGAUGUUAUCGUAAAUCGUUACAUUAUUUGGCACAUAUCACUGCUUCGGUGUUGUCUGCCCUGAGUUGUCAUCACCAUCUAAACUGUAUCUCAGCAGUUUUCAGGAAAUUGUCUGACAGCAGUUCUCACACGGACACAUGGAGGUAUUUUCCGCAGAAGCAACAACUUGACUGAGAAGCAAACUUUAAGGGGCAGUUCAGCGCUUUGUGGGGUGGCUGUGAAUCCCCUUGUAGUCUAAGUGAGAAUAGAGUUUCCCUGAAUUUGACUCAGCAGCAGACAGCUUUUCCUGUUAAUGAGUCGGCUCCGUUCAGUGCAGAUCAUCUCUUCGACUGACUAACAGCUGUGCAUUUGAAUAUGAUGCGAUUGCUGUUCCUGUGUCUGCUGCUAAUGCUGCCAGCUGCUUCUGCUGUAUCAGAGUUUGAAGGAUCUGCUGAUGAAGUUCCGGAUGAUGACGAGGAUUCAACAGUGCCUCAAAAACCAUCGGACUCACAUAGAGCUAAAAGUUCAACUGAAGUGACUGAUCAGUUCACCGUGAUUGGGAUCGUUGUAGCUGUGGCUAUUUUGACUCUUUCCGUUGCUGCAGUAAUCAUCGUACUGUUAGUAAGACGGAACAUGCAUAAUCGAGAGCAAGGGGUAUACUCCGUGCCCACAGAGCAGGACCAGAAAGGGACCAUCUAGUUGCUGGUGGAGUAGCAGUCCUAAAAACAAAUUGACAAGAGAGGAGCAGUGUAUCGGGUUAUAUCAUCUCCUACUCUUUGACUCAGGACAGUUACAUUUCUUUGCACAACAGCCUGCUUCCUCCAUGCAAUUCAUAGUUCUCUUCUACACCAACUACUAUCAAUACAUAUGCAUUUUUAUUUCAACUGUUGUAUAGUUUUGUCUCUGUCCCAGCCGUUUAUACUCCAAAAACACGCAAUUUAGCCGGGGACAUGUGGAACACAUUCAAACCUUUAAUUGGAUUCUAUUUGAGGAAUCCAAAUCAAAGCCAGUGAAUAUGGCUUAAAGCUUCUUUUGUUAAAAGGGAUGAUUUAGCACAGCAAGAGCUUCCCUUUUUUUAACUACCUGAAACAAGAAAUGAUUCCUACCAGCCAUGCAGUGAAAGUGUAUUUGCGUUUGAUUCGCUGCAUGUGGAACAAACCUGCCCGUGUGGAAUGGUUGAUGAGUUAGACAAACCAUGCUAAUCCACACUAAGCCAGCCCAGUGCUCACUUCACUUGUCUGACACCUUCUGUUCUAGCCUCAUUAGGAAUGACAGGAGGUUGAGCAAUAAGAGAUAAAAACCUGUUCGCUCUCUUCUCAGCCUUUAGUAAAAUAGAACAUGUGAAAAAAGCCAGUGUGAACAUCUUGCAAUACAUCAUAUUAAUCAACUGCCCAAAGGAUGAUGUUUUCUUUCCCCCCUCUCUGUUACGUUUUGAAAGGCUUUCUCUUUAGGCCUGCUGGUUGUAAAUACAGCAGCUCUCUGAAUGCAGUAGAGUUAGACUAAUGCUUCACACUGGUAGAAAGAAGCUGGGUGUGAGGGAGGAUUUAAUCUCACAAAUCAAAUAAAUCCUGCGGAUGAUGGGGAAAUACCAACAAUGAUUUUGUUUUAUACACACAACGCAUGAUGUCUCCUCUCUUUCCAUUUAAAUGUAAAUCAAUCAUGCCCUGUGAAAGAAAGCUUCAUAUCCUAGAACCCCUCGCACUGGUUACAUUAUUUGUUGCAAUAAAGAGGGAACUCCCUGUUGCCAAGGUUAAAGGGGAAUGGGACAUGCUCCCGAUCGACAUCACGCUAUUUCAAUUAUGGAUCAUGAGGACACUUAUAAUUGAGUAAGCACACUGGGAAUGGCUACAUAGGGUUAAACACUGGAUUUGUCAAAGCAGGAUCUCACUUUGCUCUUCCACUAAAUCUUGCAGUUAAUCUUGCCACUGGGGACAGGGCUUGGCCUCAUUCCAGUCUGACUUGAAUGCAGAAACAAUUGUGCAGUCCCGUCCUCUACUGUGCGUACAGCCGUUAUAGGUCUGUGAAGGGGUGUUGCCUUAGAUAUGAUGCAUCCCAGUCUAUUAACAAAGACAAAUUGGCAGAUGUGAUUAUUGUUUUGGCAUUUGUUUUAAUGAUCGUAAUUGAGCACUGUGUGUACAUUAUGUGUUAUUUCUCAAAAGCUUAGCAUUGCCCAAUGAGCCUUCAAUAUUAGUCAGCAUUUCAAUUGAUCGGCAAUUGGACAAAAAUUACAAUGCAAAACAUUUCAGGUUUUUUUGUCUUCUUAUUUACUUAUAUUUCCCUUUUCUGUUUGAAUAACAAAGCACACUUGUACAGCAUUGUAGCAGAGUAUUGUCUGUUAAGAUUUAUUUCAAUAAGCAGAAAGACUUUGAAAAAAAACCAAAGAGAAACACAACAUUUAGUCUGGGAGCCUGUUCUACCGAUGUGACCAAACUCUACUUAGUAAUUCCCUCCUGUAAAGACUCUCUGCUCUGACACUACAAAUUUAGAUGUUGAGCUUUUUGGUUUCUUCCUCAGUGGGAUUUAUGUGGAAAAUUGAUUUUUAAUUUAAAAUGUUCUGGUUUUCAGGUUGACUAUGGUGUCCCUGAGGUCAAUGCACUUAAGAAGCAUGUACAAAGAGACUAAACAUUAGCAAACAAAGAAAGAUCUGUAUCAAGGUGUCACAAUGUAAGCAUGGUAAGAAAUAAAGAGAACAGAAGUACAUAAACGUGUUACAAAUACAAGCAUAUCUGCACAAUUUGCAGGAUUCCUGUAGUUAAGUGUGCAUGUGCACUGUCUCUCUCUUUUGUUUGUCUUGACUUUUUUUUUAAAUUUAAAAUAUAAUAUAUUGUAUGUAUUUACAGAUUUACAGACCUAUAUAUUUGCAAUGUGUCUCUUCAUAGAAAAAAACAUUAUGUAUUUGGCUAAAUGGUCUUUUUAUGUACUUAAGGGGUGAUGUGUUAUCUCUACUGUUCAUUUAUAAAGUGUUUGUAAAAAUAAAUUUGUGGCGAGUGAGAGUAUGUUUUUUCCCAAAUCUCUGAUAUGAAAUAUUUGCAUUUUAGAUUAGCAAAACAUUUAAGUUUGGACUUAAUGUAGAAUAGUACUGUUCACAUGUUCGAAUGCAUUUGUGUAUCCGAAAGAACUCCCACUUUAUGUAUUUGUGCAAGCAUUCACAUUGUUUUUUUAAUAUCAUUAUUCACCAUGUAUAUAUUAUAUAGCUGUAUAUCAAUCGCAGUCAUAUAUCAUGAAUCAAUUGUUUGCAUAUCUGCUCUCUAUUUGAUUUUGUUCUGAUACUAAUUAGAACAGUUAAUACUCCUGUAUAUUACUUAGGUAUGCUGUACUGACAUGAAUUAUUUUAUAAAAUGUGCUUGGUUUCUCCCA